Molecule: messenger RNA, 1455 nt
Organism: Pelagomonas calceolata
Lineage: Eukaryota; Pelagophyceae; Pelagomonadales; Pelagomonadaceae
Source: the annotation of a GenBank genome assembly
AUGUGGAACGAACCAGCUGCCAACACCGACGGAUCCGCACCAGCGGAGACACCGGAGCAGCCGGAGCCGGCGUACGAGUCGAAACAAGAUGAACCGUCAGGGCUGGACCCGCGCGCCGCCGACCCGCGAACGCUUGAGGCACCCGCGCCCGCGGCCGACGAGGAGGACCUGGUCGCGUCCCUGCCGGCGGACUUCGCGGCCUUCUCGCUCACCCAGACCCACCCGCGGUCCGGCGACGCCAAGGCGGAGCCCUUCGAGCAGCAGCGGCAGCAAGGGUCCCGCGUCCGUCGCGUUUACGAAAAAAGAGUGUAAGUCUACGCACCCAGGUACAAGACGCGCAUCUGCAUCUACGGCGAUAAGUGCCCCUACGGCCCGGGCCGCUGCUUCUUCGCCCACGACGAGUCCGAAUUGAGGCCGCCGCAGGCGCGCUGGUGGCUCCCUGAAUACAAGACGAAGCCCUGCCGCUACGCCGCCUCGGAGUGCCCCUUUUAUGCGGACGGCCGCUGCCAGUACGCGCACACGGUCCGCGGGCCGGCGUCCCGCCUUCGCGAGUCUCGUGUGUGUGACGACGCGUCCCGCCGAGAGCGCCGCCGUCGCCCCCGCGCGCGACGACGCGUCGUGCCGAUGAUGUGGACGCACUCGACGCCAUAGACGCGGCGACGACGCGUCGCGCCGAUGGCGCGGGACCCGCUCGACGCCACCGACGCAGGUCGAGGAGCUCCAGUACUUGCGGCCGCCGCCGGCGAAGACGCAGGACAAGAAGUACAAGACGCGCAUGUGCCGCUACGGCGCGGGCACGUGCCCCUACGGCGUGAGCUGCUCCUACGCGCACAGCGCCGUAGUCUUCCGCGCGGAAAAAUCAACUCUUCGCGUCGGCGGCGCGAAAGCGGGUCGGUCCGCGCGCAGGAGGAGCUCCGGCCGCGCGAGCCCGACGAGCCGCCGGGCGAGCCGACCGACGUCGUGAGCCGGCUCGAGCAGCUCCGCGCCCUCCGCGACAGCGGCAGCCUCUCGGCGGCCGAGUUCGAGGUGCUCAAGCAGCAGGUCCUGCGCGAGCCGGGUUCGUUCGCGGCCCAGGCCCCGGUGCUGCUGGCGCCGACGGCGCCGCCACCGCCGCGGCGCCUGUCGCCGCCGCCGCCGGACGCCUACAUGCUGCCCGCGAUGGCGAUGCCGCCGCGCGCGGUGCCGCGACCGCCGGCGUACGCCCCGCGGCCGCCGUACGCCGUGGUGCCGGGGCCGCCACGCGGGUACGGCGUUCCACAGCUUGUACCUCGAGGCUACGGCGCGCCGCCGCCACCGUACGCGUCGGUCCCGCGGCCCCCGCGGCCGCCGGAUCCUAGGUACGGGCCGCCGAGAUACGCGCACGGCGCGCCGCCGCCGGGCCCCGGGACGUAUCCCACACAGCCGCGGCCGCGGCCGCCGUAUGACCCCCGCGCGCCGCCGAGGCCUCCUCUCUGA